UACGCGCUGGGCAUUUCAGUACCCGCCAGGCUGGUCCCGAGCCAAGUGACCUACCUUGAAUGCCAUCUCCUCUGAACGUCGUUAUUGUACAUUAAGCGCGCUGAGAUUUUUUACUGCGUGCACAACUGCACAACCCGCAAGCGCUUGAAAUACUUUUUACUACAAAAAUCAACUUCCCAGCCCGCUAGUAGCCGCCCGAGUAUUAUUGCUCCUAGUAUUACUAUUAAAGCCACAAUCAUUUGAUCAAGUAUUUAUCAACCUCUGACCUCACUAUGACCACUGUUCCAUCUGCAAGUCAGUGGGGAUCCCCUACUGCAAACAAGAGAGCACUCCUUAUACACGGUUUAAAUUCGUCUUCGCACACUUUCCACCGUGUUGCAUCGGCGCUUGCAGCCAAAGAAUACUUGGUGGUUGCUCCAAAUCUUCUUGGACAUGCUCUCAGGAACAUUGGAGUUGACUUCAAAGUCCAGACACUGGCAGAUGACCUCUUGCCGUACCUUCAAGCUGCCGAGUAUGAUAUCGUCAUCGGCCACUCAGUGGGUGCACUCGUGGUACUAUCGCUUCUCAAGUACCUGCCAAAAACUAAACCUACUUCGGUGGUUCUUAUCGACCCAUCGCUGGAAAUAACUGCAGAGCAGAUGGUGAAUGGGAGAGUCAGGUUUUCCACCGAUGUCAGAACCAACCCCACUGCAGAAGAUUAUAUAGCAUUGAAUCCUCUAUGGACGAGAGAAGAUGCUAUCUGGAGAGUGUUAGGGACCCAGAUUGGAAGAUCAACCAACUCCGAUGAUCACAUCGAUUUUGAACUGCUUCAGGGUAACGUGCCGUGGUCAUUUUCGCAUCUGAUCGCCGACAAGCCCGCUGCUGCCGCAUUGACGAUUCUGGUUGGCGAACCUUCCAAGCUCGAGUCCAUUGCAAAAUUCAAAUAUGUUAGAACGGUGCUCUUUUCAAAUGCCUCGCACUGGAUUCAGCAUGAAUUCCCAGAACUCACUACGACUACCAUGACCACUGUCCCGUCUGCAAGUCAGUGGGGAUCCCCUACUGCAAAUAGGAGAGCAUUCCUCAUACAUGGUUUGGAUUCGUCUUCGCACACGUUCCACCGAUAUUUGGUCAUUGCUCCGAAUCUUCUUGGACAUGCUCUCAGAAAGCCUGGAGUUGACUUCAAAGUCCAGACACUGGCAGAUGACCUCUUGCCAUACCUUCAAGCUGCCGAGUAUGAUAUCGUCAUUGGCCACUCAAUGGGCGCGCUCGUGGUACUAUCGCUUCUCAAGUACCUGCCAAAAACUAAACCUACUUCGGUGGUUCUUAUCGACCCAUCUCUGGAAAUAGCUGCAGAGCAGAUGGUGGAUUGGAAAGCCAAGCUUUCCGACCAUAGCAGAACUAACCUCACCGCAGAAGAUUAUAUGGCAUUGAAUCCUCUAUGGACGAGAGAAGAUGCUAUCUGGAGAGUGUUAGGGACCCAGAUUGGAAGAUCAACCAACUCCGAUGAUCACAUCGAUUUUGAACUGCUUCAGGGUAACGUGCCGUGGUCAUUUUCGCAUCUGAUCGCCGACAAGCCUGCUGCCGCUGCAUUGACGGUUCUGAUUGAAGAUCUGCGAUUUAAUGGCGCUUUGAAGCUGGAAACUGUCGCAAAACUUAAAGACAUCAGAGCCGUAAUUGUUCCGAAUGCCUCGCACUGGAUACAGUAUGAAUUCCCCGAAGUGAUUGUUGAAGAGGCGCUAAGGAAUAUUGAAGGAUAA
Messenger RNA from Suillus plorans, 1736 nucleotides. RefSeq names its product Alpha/Beta hydrolase protein. NCBI's taxonomy places the organism in Eukaryota, Fungi, Basidiomycota, Agaricomycetes, Boletales, Suillaceae. The transcript has 7 exons. Bases 273 to 1736 code for a protein of 487 amino acids. The record is from RefSeq and is a predicted model, not a curated record.